GCACUCACACGAGCAGUCACACGCGUAACUAUAGUAUUGCCGCGGAGGUUCGCUGAUACAUCCCCGGCUGUCAAGAGAGCAGAGUUAUCCAGCCCCCUCGCGGCGAGAGGAAAUGAAGAGGAGGCUGCACAAGAAAUACUUGGUUCUGAUACUGGCAUAUUCGGGUUUACUUCUGCUGAUCCCAUACGUGUUGGAUUACCGGGAUAAGUCCGCGGAGCAGGCGAGGCUGCCGCAGCAACAGCCCAGGUGCCCAGACCUGGAGAACACGGUGGCGCUCCUGUGGGACAAUAAUGGCUACAAUAAUAAUAAUAAAGGCAACGGCAGCGAUGCCACGGAGUUCCCGGCGAACCGGAGCCUGUCUCGGAUACACAUCUACCUGCACGCCACCUGGAGGACCGGCUCGUCCUUCCUGGGGGAGCUGUUCAACCAGCACCCCAAUGUGUUCUACCUGUACGAGCCCAUGUGGCACAUCUGGCAGGCGCUGUACCCCGGGGACGCGGCCAGCCUGCAGGGCGCCGUGCGCGACAUGAUGAACGCGCUGUACCGCUGCGACUUCUCCGUGCUCAAGCUGUACGCGGGCACGCAAAACAUCACCACCUCCUUCAUAUUCGGCUGGAAAACCAACAAGGUGAUCUGCUCGGAGCCGCUGUGCGACGCGCACCGGCGCGGCGAGGUGGGGCUGGUGCGGGAGGACCGGUGCGCAAAGUGCCAGAAGAGAGACCUGCGGGAGCUGGAGAGGGAGUGCAAGAAGUACCCGGUGAUGGUGAUCAAGGGAGUGCGGGUGUUGGACCUGAGCACGCUGGUGCCGCUGAUGAGAGACCCUGCCAUCAACCUGCAGAUCAUCCAGCUGUUCAGGGACCCGCGGGCCGUGCACAACUCUCGCCUGAAGUCCAAGCAGGCGCUGGUGAAGGAGAGCAUCCAGGUGCUGCGGAGCAAGAAGCAGUCCGACAAGUACAAGCGGCUGCUGGUGCCCAACAACAGGAUGAACCGCGCCGAGAGCUACGUGGCCAGCGCCAUGGAGCCCAUCUGCGACAACUGGCUGGCGGACAUGAUGCUGGUGGUGAACUCGCCCCCCUGGAUGAGGAGGAACUACCUGCGUCUGCGCUACGAGGACCUGGUCCUGCAUCCUCUGCAGGAGUUGCAGAGGCUCUUCCACUUCUCCAACCUCUCCACUUCCCCCGACCUGGAGAGGUUUGCGGUGAACAUGACGCAGGGCCAGGGGUAUUCAUCGGAGAAGCCUUUUCGGAUAUCAUCCAGGGACGCCAAGGAGGCGAUCUAUGCGUGGAGGGAGCGGCUGAACGUGGAGCAGAUCAAGCAGGUGGAGGCCUACUGCAGUGAGGUGAUGAGACACCUGGGUUAUGACAAACACAACCUGGACAAGCCCACAUGAGGACCAGCAGCAAGGGAGCAGUGGGCCAAGGGUCCUGGUAUUCAUGUCUGAGGCCCAACGGUGGAAUAACAAAACAAGCUGCAGGAAUGCGGUCCACUAGGAGGUCUCAAGCAUAUCUCUCGGGUUGUUUUCCUUCGCCCGAGCCGGGUCGAUGAACUGGAGAAAAUUUCAGUGGAAAGAGAGACCAAGCACAGAGAGAUGAAUUUGAAACGAGGAGAAGAGAGCUUAUUCUUUUACAGCGCAGCGUGUUUGACAGCAGAAGGGUCUGUGCAGAUGAAGAAAAUGUGGGGAGGGGGAUAAAACAAGAGGCCGAUUUGUGCUCGUGUUCCUCUGGGCCAACUUUUGUCCUCUCAGUAGCACUAAUUCCUCCUCAAAGCCUCUGCAAGUAAAAGCCCGAGGUCCUUCUCGGGACAUGAAUCCAGGGUGGAAGCAUCAGGUUUUCCUCUGACCUGUGUGACUUAUCCAUCCAGCUAAUGACUUAGCAUUCCUCAUAGUAAACAACAGUAGGAUCACUAACAAUGCUAACGCAGCUCUGAAAGAGACUCCAGUAUUUUGUGGAAAAGGGGGCCCGCCUGAACUGAGGAAGCAUUGUUCCACCCCCAGUCCUUCAGAAAUCUACACAGCUGCAGCACCGUACUGACAAAAUCACUCACACGGGUGUGAAAUGUUUUAAUAUCUACAGACUUCUUGGACAUCUGCCUCUGUUCUCUACCAAAAUACCUCCCAGCAAACCUUCACAAAACACAAAAAAUGGUACUGAAUCAUGCAAUUCUCUGUUUUUUGCUCUGUAAUCGUGGUCUGAAAACACUUUGAAAUGCACUUCUGGAUGAGGAUGUGUUGUGGAGGCGUCAUGUUUACCCGAAUUCACUUAUUCAGAUUAUGAAGUUUUUUCUGGGUAUAGUAACCAUGUCAGUUCUCAAGUUCUCAUGUCUAAAAUAAAUAAAUUACUUUUGGACUAUUUAAACUGACUUUAAACUCAAAGGAAAUGUGUGUGAUUGCUACCUGUAUUAAUGAAGGUUUAUAUGAUUUACUUUAUAAGUACAUUGUAAUGCAUUGAUUGUAUAGAUCUAAUUGGAGUGAAUGUGAGCUAUAAGUCACCGAACGGGCCUCCAUUCUUCAUACCAUGCAAGUUAUUAUUCAGAACUGAACAGCUCAUCACCGCUACUUUAUAGUGAUGUGCCAAAGUUAGUACUCCAUCUAUAUAUUUUUUUUUAAGAAAUAAAAAAUAAACAAUUUAAAAAAAUCAUGUGAUAAUAGUGGGUCCUUUUUAUUAAGAAA
Molecule: messenger RNA, 2668 nt
Organism: Cololabis saira (Pacific saury)
Lineage: Eukaryota; Metazoa; Chordata; Actinopteri; Beloniformes; Belonidae
Gene: chst7
Product: carbohydrate (N-acetylglucosamine 6-O) sulfotransferase 7
Exons: 3
Coding region: 113-1390 (425 amino acids)
Biological process (GO): carbohydrate metabolic process; N-acetylglucosamine metabolic process
Cellular component (GO): Golgi membrane
Molecular function (GO): chondroitin 6-sulfotransferase activity; N-acetylglucosamine 6-O-sulfotransferase activity
Source: RefSeq, a predicted model, not a curated record